GAGGAAUAAGAUCAUGGGCUCUUCUUCUAAAAAUUUGUACGCAGGUAUUGGCGAAGGGCAAUCCACCUCUAGGCCACCGCUUUUUGAUGGGACAAACUACUCCUAUUGGAAGGAACGGAUGAGAAUCUAUAUCCGUUCCACCAACUUCCAAUUGUGGUUGGUCAUCAAAAAUGGCGAGCAAAUCCCAAUGAAGAAAGUGGGAGAAACCACCGUCCCAAAGACCGAGGACGAGUUUGAUGCUGAAGACAUCAAGAAGGUUGAAAACUAUGCAAAGGCCAUCAACAUGCUAUAUUGUGCGGUAUACCCCGAUGACUACCGAAAGAUCUCCUGUUGCACAACCGCCAAGGAGAUGUGGGACAAGCUUGAAGUGACGUACGAUGGUACCGAUCAAGUGCGUGAAGCCAAGAUCGAUUUUCUCACCCAAGAAUAUGAAAUGUUCCGAAUGAAGGAAGGUGAGAAAAUCGACGACAUGUUUGAUCGGUUCUCAAAGAUUAUAAACGAUCUUCAUGCUCUUAAGAAGACAUAUACCAACAAGGAUCUCAAAAAGGGGAUAGCUCUCAAAGCCACCAAGGAACCAGUGGAAGAGGUUUCUAGCGAUGACGACAACGAGUUUGGACUCGUCAUCAAGAAGUUUCACAAGUUCAUGAAGAAGGAAUUUGAGCGGAAGGGAAGAAAGCACGACGGUCCUCCCAAGUGCUACGGCUGUGGCGAGAUUGGCCACAUCAAGCCAAGGUGUCCAAAAGCCAAGCAUGGCAAGGACAAGCCCGGCUUCAAGAAGCAAAGGGCUUACAUCUCUUGGGGUGGCGAUUCCGGCGACGAAUCAACCGACCAAGAGGAGGACGAAGCUGCAAAUCUUUGCCUCAUGGCGCACGAAGAUCAAAACGACGACGUCCAAGAGGCCUAUAGAGUGCUUAAUAAACGUACUUUGACUAUUGAGGAGUCCCCUCACAUUGUGUUUUCCGAAGAUAAUACUCGCUUGGCGAGAAAGGCUAUUUCUGAUGAUCUUGCAGAUUCACUUGAAAAAUUACACGUUGAAAACGAUGAAGAAGACACGCCAUUAUACACCAAUCCGGAACCACAACCUGAGGAAACACCUCAAGUGAUGGUCGAAAAUGAGGACCAAGCGAACGAAGAAGAACACGAGGAAGCCCGGGAACAAGAGGAAACCGAGCUUCCCAUCGCUUGGAGAGUGAACAAGAAUCAUCCACUUGACCAGGUAAUCGGCUGCAUCAACCGCGGGGUAAGUACUCGUAACUCGCUUAGGGAUACCGUAGGACACAUGGCUUUUGUUUCUCAAAUUGAACCUACAACCAUUUCCGAAGCAAUAAACGAUGAACAUUGGACCUUGGCUAUGCAAGAGGAGCUAAACCAAUUCAAAUGAAAUGACGUUUGGGAAUUGGUGCCAAGGCCCGAUGAUCGUACGAUUAUUGGUACGAACUUCUUCAUUUUUUUUUCAAAAUCAAAUAUCCCUUAGUAU
Cuscuta campestris is the source of this 1477-nucleotide messenger RNA. Lineage: Eukaryota; Viridiplantae; Streptophyta; Magnoliopsida; Solanales; Convolvulaceae. The record is from the annotation of a GenBank genome assembly.